This is a messenger RNA of Diaporthe batatas, 7941 nucleotides long. RefSeq lists its product as uncharacterized. Gene Ontology annotation, molecular function: 3-oxoacyl-[acyl-carrier-protein] synthase activity; phosphopantetheine binding; fatty acid synthase activity. The transcript has 9 exons. NCBI's taxonomy places the organism in Eukaryota, Fungi, Ascomycota, Sordariomycetes, Diaporthales, Diaporthaceae. The coding region runs from base 1 to 7941 and encodes 2646 amino acids. Gene Ontology annotation, biological process: fatty acid biosynthetic process; secondary metabolite biosynthetic process. The record is from RefSeq and is a predicted model, not a curated record.
AUGACUACUGAACAGGAUCCGGUGGACGCGCUGGCCAUUAUCGGUCUAAGUGUCAAAUUCCCACAAGAUGCCACCACGCCAGACGCAUUCUGGGAAAUGCUACGAGAAGGCCGCUCAGCUGCAUCGAGAGUCCCGGCUGAUCGUUUCAAUGUGGAUGCCUUCUACCAUCCAGAUCCGAAUCGACUGGACAGUUUUCGUGUCCGCGACGCCCAUUUCAUGGCGGAAGAUCCACGCGCCUUCGAUGCUUCUUUCUUUAACAUGUCCGCUGCUGAGGCAUCUGUAUUAGAUCCCCAACAGCGUGGACUCCUAGAAAGCUCAUACCACUGCUUCGAGAACGCCGGGAUUACACUACCGUCUCUAGUUGGAUCCAAAACGGCAGUUUUUGUCGCGUGUUUCGGCAAAGACUACGACGCAUUCAUUGCUCGCGACAUCGAGGCUAUGAGUCGGUACCACGCCACUGGCUCAGGAAGUAGCAUGUUGGCAAAUCGUAUCAGCCACGCAUAUGAUCUGAGAGGCCCCAGUAUCACUGUCGAUACGGCAUGCUCUGCGGGCCUUUCAGCCUUCCACCUUGCCUGCCAGAGUGUCUUGCAUGGCGAGAGCGAGAUGUCACUGGUGGCCGCAGGGAACACCUACUUAACGCCAGAAUCGCUGACCAUCCCAUUGGACGACGCGGGCUUCCUCAGCCCUGACGGGCGCUGUUACAGUUUCGACUUCAAGGCGAACGGUUACGCACGUGGCGAGGGGUUCGGCGCGGUGCUAGUGAAGCCGCUGCGUACUGCACUUAGAGACGGCAACGUGAUCCGCGCAGUCAUACGGGCAACUGGUGUGAACCAGGACGGCCGCACGCCCAGUAUCACACAACCGAGCUCUGAGGCACAGAUCAAGCUCAUAAAAGAUACAUAUGUCGCAGCAGGACUCGAUCUGGCUACUACUCAAUAUGUCGAGGCACACGGUACCGGAACCCCGACUGGUGACCCCAUUGAAGCUGCAUCCAUCGGCAUGGCGUUCAGCAAGGAUCGAGAUGGUGACAAACCACUUUAUGUUGGGUCUGUGAAAAGCAACAUAGGCCAUCUGGAAGGGGCAAGUGGACUCGCCGGGAUCAUCAAGACUGUGUUAGCGCUGGAGAAGGCGGUAAUACCGCCCAUUUGCAACUUCGAGAAAGCGAAUCCGGCUAUCGACCAGGAGAAGCUGCGAAUAGCAUUCCCGGCGAAAGCAUUGCCUUGGCCCUCGCCCGGACUACGAAGGGCUUCAGUGAGCUCCUUUGGCUAUGGGGGAUCCAACGGCCAUGUGAUUUUAGACGAUGCUUACAAUUACCUACGUUUGCACGGAUUGGACGGUCUUCACAAGUCAGUCGAUCUUUCACAAAAUGGCUCGACACACGGCAGUAUUCAGCAACUCAACGAGCUCGAUGAAGUUCCCAUACAAAAGCGGCCGUCAUCCACCAUCUCAUCCACGGGGACACCAGAUGACAGCUAUGACUCGACACGUGCAUCUUCGCCAUUGACAACGGAAGUAAUAUCCUCUUCAGCCUCGAGUCUCUCAGGAUAUGAACAAGAUGCGUAUAAGACGACCAUAAAGGGCAUCCUGCCACUCUCGGCUGCCGAUGAAGAUGGCCCAACACGAGUUGCCAGCACCCUCUCUGAGUACCUGAAAACAGACAUUGGCCGCACCCAUGACCUGAAAAACGUCUUGCACACGCUGUCGGGAAACCGCACCCACCAUCCUUGGCGUACUUUUGGUGUGGUAGAUCAGUCUGGUGUGCUUGACCUGGUCGUCGGUGAGACGCUUGCGCCUGCUGUGCGUGCUGGCCACAUCGCCCCUUUGCUGCAUUUUAUCUUCACGGGACAGGGCGCACAGUGGGCUCGCAUGGGAUUCAAGCUGCUACAUUUUGAGCCCUUUUCCCAUUCACUGCAGAAAGCAGAUGCCUACUUGCGCCAAGAGCUUGGUUGCGAAUGGAGCUUAAUGCGGCAGCUGGAGCUGACUGCGGAUACGGGCAGCAAGAUCGGGCAGCCGGCGCUUGCCCAGCCCCUGACCACUGCCCUUCAAGUGGCCCUGGUCGAUCUCAUGAAGAGCUGGGAUGUUGUACCCAGUAGUGUAACUGGCCAUUCGAGCGGCGAGAUUGCUGCUGCAUAUUGCGCCGGAGCACUGAGCCGCGAAGAGGCCUGGGCUAUCGCUUAUUUUCGUGGCGUUGUCACAGAGAAGCUGGCGUCAAAUACCCAGCGCCCAAAGAGCGGAAUGAUGUCGGUCGGUCUAGGUGCCGAGAAGGCGCAAGCGUAUCUCGAGCAAGAGGGGGUAGCCGACCGUGUGUCUGUCGCUUGUAUCAACAGCCCCUUCAAUGUCACCAUCAGUGGCCAGACCGAUGCCCUGGACAUGGUAUACCAAAGCCUCGAGAAAGAUGAGCUUUUUGUACGGAGACUAGCCGUCCAAGUCGCUUACCACAACUCCAAUGUCAUGUCCGAGGUUUCCGAUGAGUACGGGCGGAUUCUCUCCAAGACACUUGUGGGCAACCUGCCCGACGUCCAGGAUAGCUCGAUCUCCUUUUUCUCUUCUGUCAUCGCUGGACGUUUGACUGAUAUGAAGGAGCUCAGAACGCCUUCAUACUGGGUGCGCAACCUUGUCAGCCCCGUUCACUUCUCCGAUGCGAUAGGAAGUGCCGUGCAAGAGUCUUCCGGCGUGAAAACCGCCCGCAACAACUCGCACUUCUUCGUCGAAAUCGGUCCUCAAGCGGCAUUGAGGCGCCCUACUCAAGACACAAUGAAGGCUCUUAGCAAAGAGAAAUUUCAGUACAUCAACACCUUAGACGCGAAAAAGAACGACGUGUCGUGUCUUCUGGGUGCACUAGGCCAGCUCUGGUGCGCGGGAGUCAAUAUCGACCUGGUAAGGGUUAAUAGGUCUUGUUUUGACACACUCGAGGGCAAAGACGCACCUGCCGAGCCCACAGUCAUAGUUGAUUUGCCCUCAUACCCUUUCAGCCGUGCCAGGUUGGAUUGGGCUGAAAGCCGUCUCUCGAAGGGCUUCGCUUUCCGCCCGCACCGACGGCAUGCGCUUCUCGGCUUGGCCGCGCGGGACUGGAACCCCAACGAGGCAAGCUGGCGGCACCUUAUCCGGUACGCCGAGAACCCCUGGAUUAUGGACCACACUGUCAACGGAUCUUCGGUGUAUCCUGGCGCAGGGAUCAUCGUCAUGGCUAUAGAAGCCGCUCGCCAGAUGACUGAGACCCAACAGCAGUACCAGAGCAAGGGAAAGCAGCAACGCAUUGUUGGCUACCGCGUGGCUGAUGUUCGCUUCCUUCGCUCUAUUUCUGUUGACACAUCUGAGCGCGGGAACGAAGCACAGCUUCAUAUGCGCCAGCGCCGCGACAACAUCAAUAAUACCCUACAAAAAUGGUAUGACUGGCGCGUAUUCACCAUAGGAGCUGCAGACGAGUGGUUAGAAGCUGCGCAUGGAAGUAUCAAAGUCGAGGUCGAGACCAUCGCCCCCGGUGAUGAGACUACUUAUCGGCGCCAGCAGCGUGAAUUUGAUCGACUUCGUAUGGAACACAAACGGAUUCUUGAUGCUUGCAAAUACAAGACGUAUCCGGAUCAGAUGUACGGCAACAUCCGUGCACAUGGUAUGGACUACGGGCCUUAUUUUGCCCGCCUAAGCGAUAUUUCAUACAGCAAUGACGGGCGAGCGACGGCUUCUGUGACAACCAGGGAUUACGCUGAAAAGAUGGAAUAUGCAAACGAGGACCCUUGUGUCAUUCACCCAACGACUCUCGAUGCCUUGUGCCAUCUCCAGAUGGUCUCUGUCUCAGCCGGCGGUCUCCGCUCUAUUCCUGCCAUGAUGUUCACACAUUGCCGUGAGAUGUGGAUUUCAAACAAAUUGUUUGAGAUGCCAGGGAAUUUGAAGCUUCAGGCGGCUACGACCGAGACAAUGCGUGGGUUUCGAGAGUGUGAGUGCGACACGGUGGCGUUGCAUGCAGAGACGGGGGAACCAAUGGUCAUCAUCCGCGGCGAGCGUGGCACGGCCAUUACGAGUCUGGAUCAUGAUCAUGAUGCAGAGCCAGUGGCAGCAUGCUAUCAGCUUGCGUAUCGGCCUGAUCUCUCAUUGAUGGCCAAUGACGAGGCUUUCGACUUCCUGAUGAACAACACCUUCAAGGACUUCGCUCUCCCUGACAAGAACUGCCUGGACCGGGUUGAUGCGAUUGUGAAUUACUAUGUGAAGAGAACCCUUCAACUUCUUGAGAAGGAAGGUUUCACAUCCCCUACUGACCAUCGUACACAAUAUAUUCAGUGGAUGAAACGACAGUACGCUAAAAAGUCUCACCAAGACUUUGACGACCGCUCAGAUAUUGAUGUCGAAGCGUUAUUGUUGGCAGAUCCUGCAGAGCCUACCGAGGGGCUUGUCAGAAGAGUUGGUGAAAAUCUGCACAAUAUACUGACAGGGAAGGCGAACGCUUUGCAAAUCCUUUUCGAAGGCACAUUGAUGCAGGAAUACUAUUCGGCCGAGGUCUUCCAGAUCCACUGUGACCGCGUUGGAGCAUAUGUUGAGCUUCUGGCCCAUGCUAACCCCUACCUGCGGAUUCUCGAGGUCGGUGCCGGAACUGGCAGCUCAGCAGCUGGGGUCUUGCCGUAUCUGACUUACUACCAAGGAGACGGCAAGAAGACACCACGGAUUGCCGAGUACAUGUACACAGAUAUCUCGCCCGGCUUCUUUGAGAAAGCUCAGGAACGGUUCGCCGACUAUGCGAAUGUGAUGAAAUACAAGAAAUUGGAUCUUGAAGAGGACCCAAUCCCUCAAGGCUUCGAGGAAGGCUCCUACGACAUCGUCAUCGCUGGCAACGUGCUGCACGCGACCAGCGACUUGGCCCAGUCACUUCGUUCCGUCCGUCGCCUGUUGAAGCCGGGCGGCAAGUUUGUCAUGGUGGAAAUUACUAACCCUCAAAGUGCGCGAGAGAACUUCAUAUUUGGACUGCUGUCAGGCUGGUGGUUGCGUGCAUUGAGCGGGUCCUCGGAAUGGGUCUUCCCCAACCAAGGCCCGCUCCUCACCGAUUCACAGUGGAACGAUGCCUUGAAGGAGGCGGGCUUCUCAGGAACGGAUCUCCAACUCAAGGAUCAUGAUAAGCUACCCUACCACCGACUGUCAACUUUGGUUGCCACAGCUGUCGCUGUGGACUCAAAGGUAGAAGAGCCUCCUCAAAGAACGACUUACAUUGUCAAACGCGACGGCUCAGAACUGCAGACAAAGUUGGCAGAAUCCAUAAAGAAUCAGGUGACAGACCACACCGUGACCGUCACUAAUCUCGAAUCAAUCAGGGAAUUUGAUCUCACGGGGGCCAAUACGAUUGCGUUGCUUGAGGCCAACGACAGCAUUCUGCAUGAUCCCGAUGAAGACCAAAUGUCGGCCAUCAAGCACUGUGCUAUGGGCUCGCGGCGCAUGGUAUGGGUCACUAGUGGUGGAGGACCUCAAGCUCGACGCCCAGAGGCAGAUAUCUCGCUUGGCUGGGCCAGAACAGUAUGCACUGAGCGCGGCGACCAAGGCGUCAUAGUCGUGAGCCUCGAGUCGCCUGAAAAUACUAGCCAUAGCUCCGGCCUUAUUACCUCCGUCUUACGCGCCACUGAGGACGACGACCAAUCUUGGAGUGAAUCGGAGCUGGCUGAAGUUGGUGGCGUCCUUCAGGUUCCUAGAGUGGCUCCUAACGGCCGUUUGAACGACGUCAUCACCUCGCGAACUCAUAUCCCCAAGAAGCAGACCUGUUCCAUCGGCCCUGAAGUCGAGAAGCAUGUCAGCUUGUCCAUAAAGAACCCUGGCCUCCUCGACACUCUCUACUUCAAGGAAGUAGCUGGCGCUGGGGCGCCUCUAGGGGACGGCGAGGUUGAGAUUCAAGUCAUGGCUUCCAGCAUGAAUUUCAAAGAUGUCAUGAUCGCCCUGGGCCAGAUUCCAUCUCACGGUUUUGGCUACGAUGGCGCUGGCAUUAUCAAUCGCACAGGUCCCAACUGCAAAUACACGAAGCCUGGGGACCGCGUCAUGUUUGUCUCAAUGACCGGUGCCUUCAGCACAUUUGUUCACGUGUCUGAGCUGCUUACACAAGCGAUGCUGGAUGGAAUGUCCUUUACGGUUGCUGCCUCAAUUCCUGUGAUCUACAGUACAGUGAUCUUCUCCCUGGACUAUAUCGCCCGCAUUCGCCCUGGUGAAUCCGUUUUGAUUCACUCUGCGGCUGGUGGUGUAGGCCAGGCUGCCAUCAUGGUUGCCAAAAAGCGUGGCAUAAAGGACAUUUAUGUCACAGCAAGCAGUGACACAAAGCGCGAGCUCCUGGUGGGCAUGGGGAUCCCGGACGACAACAUCUUCUACAGUCGCGAUACGUCAUUCGUCGACGACAUCAUGCACGCGACUGGCGGCCGCGGCGUGGACGUGGUCCUAAACUCACUGGGAGGAGAGCUCUUGCAACAGAGCUGGAAGUGCAUCAAGACAUUUGGACGCUUCGUCGAGAUCGGCAAGGCUGAUAUCCUUCAAAAGACAGGCCUGACCAUGGAGCCUUUCGAGCGGAACGCUACGUUCUCGGCUGUAGAUAUGUACGUGGUCGUGGAGAAUGCCCAGGAGACCAUGAAACAGGUCAUGACAGAUGUGAUGGACCUCUGGUCCAAAUACCCUGAAGAGGUACACGAGCCACGGCCACUACAUGUCUAUCCAGCAGCCAAAUUCGAAGACGCCAUGCGAUACCUCCAGAGCGGAAAAAACAUUGGAAAGACUGUUAUUGACUGGUCUCAGCCUUCCGAAGUUACUUACCGGCCAAUGCUGCAGCCCGCCUACAAAUUCAGAGCCGACGCAUCUUAUGUUCUCGCUGGUGGUCUUGGCGGCCUCUCGCGAGAAAUAGUCAACUGGAUGAUAAGCCGUGGAGCUAGGAACUUCAUAUGUCUAUCACGAUCCGGUGUGGAAGGAAACAAAGAGGGUCUUAAAUUCAUCGAGGAGGUUGAAAAGUCUGGCGCUACGAUCUUUGCUCCAGCUUGCAAUAUUGCUGAUCGAGACGCCCUGGAGAGAACACUGCGUGAUUGUGCGGACAAGCUUCCCCCGAUCAGAGGGUGUAUCCAAGGUGCCAUGGUACUUCAUGACGAACUCAUGGACAACAUGACAGCCAAGGUAUGGAAAGAGCCGCUGGAGCCCAAGUACCACGGUUCUUUGAACCUCCACGAGCUCCUCCCACAGGACCUCGACUUUUGCAUCUUCCUGUCUUCCUUCGCUGGUGUCAACGGCAACGGAGGACAGAGCAACUAUGCAGCUGGGAACACGUAUCAGGCCUCUCUGGCUCGGCACCGACUCCAGAAGGGCCUACGCGGCAUCACCGUGGACCUGGGUCUAAUUCUUGAGGCUGGCCUCGCCAACUCGAAUCAGUUCUUCGUUCAGUCAGCACUGCGGGCUGGCUUCACAGGCGUGACGCAGGACCAGUUCCUCGGUCUACUGGACGCUGUCUGCGACCAGUCCUACGACUACAGCCAGCCCGGAGCGGCCGAAGUCAUCCAUGUCGUCGACAGUCCGAAGCAGCUGUGGGAGAAGGGCGAUCAGAGCACAGUGGCAUGGAUGUCGAAGCCAAUGUUUCGCAAUCUACAUCGUCUCGGCGCUACGUAUGACAGUUCAGCUGACGCAGCUGGCGGCAAUGGGCUGAGAUCAGAAGACGAGGUAGAUUACCUGUCCAAAGUCUGCAAUUCGGCAUCGGAAGAAGAGGCGGCGGAGAUAAUCACGCGUGGCCUGAUACAGAAAUUGGCCAAGUCGCUGUCUCUCCCCGAGGCAGACCUGGACCCCAGUAAGCCGGCUUUCCGUCUCGGUGUGGACUCCCUGAUUGCUGUUGAGGUCAGAUACUGGUUUAUGAAACAACUGCGGGUCGAAGUUUCUGUGUUGAAUAUUCUCAAGGACCAGAGUCUAUCUGAACUGUGUUACUCUGUGGUUGGAGAGAUCUUGAAAUAG